Penicillium cosmopolitanum is the source of this 384-nucleotide messenger RNA. RefSeq lists its product as uncharacterized. The transcript is spliced from 2 exons. Lineage: Eukaryota; Fungi; Ascomycota; Eurotiomycetes; Eurotiales; Aspergillaceae. Bases 1 to 384 code for a protein of 127 amino acids. The record is from RefSeq and is a predicted model, not a curated record.
AUGGUUACCACGAAACAUCGAAUAUUCCCCUCAGACAGCGAGAGGAAGGUUUCCGAGCAUCCUCACCCCAAUGCGCCGGCUCAAAUGCAUCUUGCGACCGGCAUGGUGCGGUAUAUGGGGGAUGGUGGUGAAUGGGAGGGGUCACGCGGUCACUUACUCCAGGGCCACAGCCAAUACCGAUGGACGGGCUGUGAGGGCGAAUUCAGUCGAGAGCAGGAGGAGAGAGAGUUGAGGGGGAAGAUGUUGGAGGGCGAAGGGAGAAAUGAGGGCAACAUGGAAAGCCGGCAGAAGCUGCGAAGCUUCGAGGUUGAAUGCCAAGACGUGAUUGCCCGAUUCGGACAUCUAACUGGAAUACCCAAGGAUGUAAAUUACGCACGUGGAUAA